This is a messenger RNA of Glossina fuscipes, 1308 nucleotides long. Its product is annotated as proton-coupled amino acid transporter-like protein CG1139. The record is from RefSeq and is a predicted model, not a curated record. Lineage: Eukaryota; Metazoa; Arthropoda; Insecta; Diptera; Glossinidae. Gene Ontology annotation, molecular function: amino acid transmembrane transporter activity. Gene Ontology annotation, biological process: amino acid transmembrane transport. The transcript has 8 exons. Gene Ontology annotation, cellular component: vacuolar membrane. Bases 1 to 1308 code for a protein of 435 amino acids.
AUGGAGCAACCAAGUCAACCUAUUUACGAUCCUUACACGUAUCGAAAGGAAAUCGCAACAUUAGGGUAUUGGGAUGGCCUGGUACAUCUAGUUAAUUGUAUUCUUGGCGGAGGAAUAUUAUCAGGUCCGUACGGUUUUAAGAGGGUAGGCUGGGUUGUCGGUUUUCUCGUGUCGGCUAUUGUUAUGAUGCUAAUUGUCUAUAGUUUCCGGCUAUUGGUGAAAUGCAUAAACGAGAUAUGUCGACGUCGUCGCGUUCCUUAUAUGCAAUUUGGCAAAGCGAUGAUGGAGUGUGUAAUUGAGGGCCCCAGUUGGAUGCAACGUUAUAAAAAAUCAGUUUCAAUUUAUGUAUCAAGCUUUUUGGUCAUAUUCCAUUUUGGCGUCGGAAUCAUGUAUAUUGAACUUGCUACGGAAAGCGUCAAAGAUAUUAUCAUUUAUUGGUUGGGCUAUAUUGACUAUAAGUUGGUCAUGUUAUUUCUGGCACCAUUCCUAAUCGCAAUAACGAUGAUAAAGAAGCUAAAAAGUUUAGUACCCGUAAGCGUUGUGUCUAAUAUUACGGUGCUUAUCAGUCUUGCAAUGAUUGCAUACUAUAUGAUAGCUGAUACAACGCGACCGUUUAGCGAACUUUUAAUGUUCAACGAAUUGACCUACAUACCGUUAUACAUUGGUCUAGUUUUGUUAAGUAAUUCCUCCUUGGGCGUGUUAUUAGCUAUUGAAGCUGAAAUGAAAGAUCCCGCGAGAUAUCUCGGCCCUUUCGGGUGUUUAAAUGUGGGUAUGUCUUUACUAUAUGUGCUAUUUGCCUUAUUCUCCAUGUGCGGAUACUGGUGUUACGGUGAUAAAACCUUUUUUUAUGUAAUAGAUAAUAUACCAGAAGAAGAAGUCGUACCGAAUGUAAGUAAAAUCUUCCACGCAUUGGCUAUAUUUUUCACGUAUCCACUGCAAAUUUAUCCGGUUGUAUCAAUAAUUUGGACUCACAGAAUGGCGGCUCUAUUCCCCCCAGAAGCGCAACCAAUCUUUGAAACUUCAUUCCGAGUCAUGAUAGUGGCUAUAACCAUGUUUGCUUCACUUACGAUACCACACUUUGAUAUAAUCAUCUCUUUGGUCUCUAGCGUAUGCUUAUGUGUGCUAGGCAUAUCGCUUCCUGGUAUAAUGGACAUGUGCUUAAGAUAUCCCAACAACUACGGUCCUUGCCAUAUCGCACAAGUGCGUGAUAUAUUUUUAAUAUGUUUUGGUGUAACAGCUUGCCUCGCUGGUAUUGUCAAUGCUGGCGUUUUAAUAUACUACAGAUAUACUGGUGAAGUUCGCGUCUAA